Darwinula stevensoni is the source of this 543-nucleotide messenger RNA. The record is from the annotation of a GenBank genome assembly. NCBI's taxonomy places the organism in Eukaryota, Metazoa, Arthropoda, Ostracoda, Podocopida, Darwinulidae.
AUGAAGGCUCACAUUCGAUUGAUGUCGUCGAAACUCCUGAGCAAGCCUUUGAAGCUGCUCGACAAUUUGAUAGGCAAUGACAUUGAGGUAAUAGAGGCUUAUCGGGUACAACAUAGCCAUCAUCGUAUGCCAACUAAAGGGGGGAUUCGUUAUGCCCUAAGCGUGGACCAAGAGGAAGUAAUGGCACUUGCCGCCCUAAUGACCUAUAAAUGUGCUUUGGUGGAUGUGCCGUUUGGAGGUGCAAAAGGUGGGCUGAAAAUUGACCCGCGAAAAUAUACAGAAGAACAAUUGGAACGUAUUACCCGUCGCUAUACCUCUGAGUUGAUUCAUCGAAAUAUGAUAGGCCCUGGCAUCGAUGUUCCUGCACCUGAUUAUGGCACGGGGCCUCGCGAAAUGUCUUGGAUUAUGGAUACUUAUGUCAUGAUGAAACAUGGUGAUUUGGACGGCAUCGCGUGCGUGACAGGCAAACCUGUUUCUAUGAAUGGUAUUCAUGGACGCACAGAAGCUACUGGUCGGGGUGUUUUUUAUGGAAUGCGCGAAAUG